UUCCAAAUUUGCAGCUUGAAAACCCAACCUAAUUAACAUAGAUUUCGGUGACCUUGCAAAAAACCUAAAUUGCUGAGAAAACCCUAAGUCCUCGAUGGAAGCUUCUGGAUCAACAGCCUUUGGACAUAACAUCCUCGCAAUGUUUGCUCCUCUAAAACCCUGAUUAAAUACCUCUCGUUCCUUAAACCCUAGUGCUCACUUUCAUUGAUGGCGAACAUAGCUGUUCGUCUACGCCGCGGCCUGCACCUGGCCAGAGCAUUCUGCACUACAAAUUCACGUUCCUCCUUAGUUUCUUCUUCCUACGGUAAUUAUAUCCCCAAAGAGCCACUGGUCUGUUAUCAGUCAUGGGGUUUCAACCGCUUGUUAACACCAUCUCAAUUCAUGGUCGCGCGUCGCAUGGUUUCGAACUCGCGACCACUGUACUCUCCCGUGGAUACGGGGAGGUCUGGCAAUAAUUUUAGAGGAGACACUGAGAUUCUAUUCGAAGGCUGCGAUUACGAGCACUGGCUUAUUACCAUGGAGUUUCCUGAUCCACAGCCCACACGAGAAGAAAAGAUCGAUACAUUUAUCAAGACACUAGCUAAAGUUGUUGGCAGCGAGGAGGAGGCAAAAAAGAGAAUCUAUGCACUGUCUACUACGACUUAUACGGGAUUCCAAGCUCAAAUUUCAGAGGAAACCUCAGAAAAAAUGAAAGGCCUGCCUGGAGUAGUUUGGGUAUUGCCAGAUUCUUAUAUUGAUCCUGUCAACAAGGAGUAUGGAGGGGACAAGUAUGUUAAUGGAGUAAUCAUACCAGAUACUAGGGUGUAUAAUAACAGGCCUAGUGGCAGAUACAAUGAUAGACCUCGGAGAAGAGAUCCAAUGCCUGUGGAACGGAGGGAUGGUAUGCAGGGAGAUAGAACAGAUUACAGGCCACCUAUGGAAGGAAGAGGCCCAAUCCCAGGAGGGGACCGACAAGGUUACAGACAACCUCCAGUGGAAGGAAGAGGGCCAAUGCCAGGGGAUCGACAAGAUUACAGGCCACCUCCGAUGGAUGGAAGGGGACCACCACCUCGAGAUGAUGGAAGGGGUCCAAUGCUAGGGGACCGACAAGAUUAUAGGCCACCUCCAACGAUUGCAAGGGGUCCUAUGCCAGGGGACCGACAAGAUUACAGGCCACGUCCAAUGGAUGGAAGGGGUCCUAUGCCAGGGGAACGGCAAGAUUACAGGCCACCUGUGGUGGAUGGAAGAGGUCCGGUGCCAGCGGACCAACAGUAUUACAGGUCCCCUCCUGUGGAUGGAAAGGGUUCAAUGCCUGGUGACCAGCAAUACUAUAGGCCACCUUCAAUGGAUGGAAGGGACCGACAAGAUUACAGGUCACCUCCUGUGGAUGGAAGGGGUCCGAUGCCUGGAGACCAACAGUAUUACAGACCACCCCCAAUGAAUGAAAGAGGCCCAUUCCCUGGGGAUCAACAAGAUUAUAGAAGAGGUCCUGCGUUGGGUGAUCGGCAAGAUUACAGGCCACCUGUACAAGAUUAUGGAAGAGGUCCACAGCAAGAAUACAGGCCUCCUAUGGAUGUUCGAGGUCCAAUGCCUGGGGACCGACAAGAUUAUGGAAGAGGUCCAGUGUCUGGUGACUGGCAAGAUUAUAGGCCACCUCUGGAUGGAAGAGGCUCAAUACCAGAAAACAGACAAGAUUACAGGCCACCUCUGGAUGGGAGAGGCUCAAUACCAGAAAACAGACAAGAUUACAGGCCACCUCUGGAUGGGAGAGGCCCAGUGCCUAACUACAGGCCUCCAACGGAAGUGAGAAGCCCAUUACAGGGAGAGCAGAGGGAUUACGGGUCUCCUAGAGAGCCGGGAAGUUCAGUGCAAACACAAGGCAAAGAGCCAGUGCAAGGAGGGCAGGACAAUUUUCCAUGGCCAGUGGAAGGAGCUAGGUGAUUAAACGUAUAGUGGAGAAAUAGAAGAUUAACAGGUUGAUGAAGAUUAUCAUGAAUUUUUCAGCUUUUCAAAAUUGCGGUUUAUGAAGGUGCUCUUUUCCCUUUUAAAGUUGGAUUCCAAUAUGUUGGUUUGGAAGUCUAUCCACUAUUGUUUAUUAAAUUUUGACACAGGCUUGCCACUUGAAAUUCUUGGUUGGGUGGUCAUCUAGUAUUUAGGCACAUUCCUAGAUGCUUUAUAGAUUUGUAUCAAUAAACAUUAAACGUAAUUGAUGGUGUUGCUCUCAGACAAUCCAAAGUGUAAUGGGCCUUGAUGUUGAGAUUUACUGGAAUAUAGAUGUUGAAUGUGUCUAUUCAUACUUUUUA
This is a messenger RNA of Cryptomeria japonica (Japanese cedar), 2282 nucleotides long. RefSeq names its product multiple organellar RNA editing factor 8, chloroplastic/mitochondrial. Bases 208 to 1920 code for a protein of 570 amino acids. Gene Ontology annotation, biological process: cytidine to uridine editing; mitochondrial mRNA modification. The record is from RefSeq and is a predicted model, not a curated record. The transcript is spliced from 5 exons. Gene Ontology annotation, cellular component: mitochondrion. NCBI's taxonomy places the organism in Eukaryota, Viridiplantae, Streptophyta, Pinopsida, Cupressales, Cupressaceae.